Chara braunii is the source of this 627-nucleotide messenger RNA. NCBI's taxonomy places the organism in Eukaryota, Viridiplantae, Streptophyta, Charophyceae, Charales, Characeae. The record is from the annotation of a GenBank genome assembly.
GUGUGGUGAACUCGUCCGAGGAAGUGAUGGAGGUGGUGUCUUCAGGGGUGAUCUGAUGGAAAAGGCGGGUGCGGGAGGGGGCGGGCGCGGGCUGGUGAUGGGGGUGAAGAAAUCGAUCGUGGUGAAGCAUGCGAGAGAGGAGGUCAACAAGGGGCAUGUUGGGUUCGUGGGCGAGGGCAGUUGCAAGGUCUUUGUGGCAUACUCGUUUGAUGCGGGAGAUGAACGCAAAGUCGGGAAUGAUGGUGGUGGGGAGGUGGUGGCGAAGGGAGCGGAUGUAUUGGACGAAGCGGUCCGUGGGACUGGUCUGGCGGAGGUGACAGAAUUGUUCAAGGUAGUCAUCAAUGGUUUUCUGGGGGCGGAAGGUGGCAGUGAGAAGGUUGGCCCAUUGGAGGAAGGAGUGACGUGGUCCUCCGGAGGCUCGGCGGUUGCUGACUUCAACCAUCCAUCAUAUCGCGCCAUUGCCAAGGAGGCAGGAGGUGGCAAUGGGAAGCCAGUGGACAAGGGGCAUGUGAUGGAGGUGAAAAGAGUUAUGGAGCUGGGUUAAGAAGAGGAAAAUGUCCUCGUGGGGGAGGCCGGAGAAGGAUGUGAUGUCGACGGAUCGGAAGGAACGGGGGAUUUCCCCGUCGC